CUCACUUUAUAUUUAUUUUUAUGACAAAUAUUUGCACUGUAAAAAUCAAAAUACAUAGUAUUUUUAAUUCACCUCAUACAAGUACUGUAGUGCAAUCUCUUUAUCAUGAAAGUUGAACUUACAAAAUGUAGAAUUCUGUACCAAAAAACCCCUGCAUUCAAAAAUAAAACAAUGUAAAACUUUAGAGCCUACAAAUUAGUCUUAUUUCUUGUUCAGCCAACUGCACAGACAAACAAGUUUGUUUACAUUUUCAGAAGAUAAUGCUGCCUGCUUCUUGUUUACAAUGUCACCUGAAAGCGAGAACAGGCGUUUGCAUGGCACUGUGGUAGCCAGCGUUGCAAAAUAUUUACAUGCCAGAUGCGCUAAAGAUUCAUACGUCCCUUCAUACUUCAACCACCAUUCCCGAGGACAUACGUCCAUGCUGAUGAUGGGUUCUGCUCGAGAAUGAUCCAAAGCUGUGCGGACUGACACGUUCAUUUUCAUAAUCUGAGUCAGAUGCCAGGAGCAGAUGGUUGAUUUUCUUUUUUGGUCAUUUGGGUUCUGUAGUUUUUGCAACAGAGUGUUGCUCUUUUUAGAUUUCUGAAAGCAUGAUCCACACCUCAUCUCUCUGAUUUUGGAAGGCAGAUUCUUAAAUCUUGGGUCAAGUGCUUUAGUUAUCUUUAGAAAUUUCACAUUGGUACCUUCUUUACAUUUUGUCAAAUUUGCAGUGAAAGUGUUCUUAAAAUGAACAACAUGUGCUGGGUCAUCAUCUGAGACUGCUAUAAUAAGAAAUAUAUGGCAGAAUUCAGGUAAAACAGAGCAGGAGACCUACAAUUCUCCCCCAAGGAGUUCAGUCACAAAUAUAAUCAACGCAUUAUUUUUUUAACAAGCGUCAUCAACAUGGAAGCAUGUCCUCUGGCAUGUAAAUAUCUUGCGAUGCCAACUUACAACAGUGCCAUGCAAGCACCUGUUCUCACUUUCAGGUGAGGUAAUUAAGCAGUGGGCAGCAUUAUCUCCUGUAAAUGUAAACAAACUUGUUUCUCUUAACUAUUGGCUAAGUUAAUCGUGUGAGUUAACUGUGAUUAAUCAACAGCCCUAAUUCCAAUAUUUCUUUUUUGAGAUAGAGCGACCACAUCUGCACGCAGUAUUCAAGAUGUGGGCAUACCAUAGAUUGAUACAGAGGAAAUACGAUAUUCCUAAUGUCCUAUGAUGUUUCCAACAUUGUUAGCUUUUUUUUUUGCCUGCCACUUCACAUUGAGUGGAUGUUUUCAGAGAACUACCCACAAUGACUCCAAGAUCUCUUUCUUAAAUGGUAACAGCUAAUUUAGACCACAUCAUUUUAUCUAUAUAUUUGGGAUUAUAUUUUCCAGUGUGCAUUAAUUAUGUUGCAUUUAUCAAAGUUGAAUCUCAUCUGCCAUUUUGUUGUCCAGGCACCCAGUUUUGUGAGAUCCCUUUGUAACUCUUCACAGUCUGCUUUGGACUUAACCGUCUUGAAUAGUUUUGUAUCAUCUGCAAAUUCUGCCACCUCACUGCUUACCCGUUUUUUCAGAUCAUUUUUAAUAUGUUGAACAGACCCCUGAGAGACACCGCUAUUUACCUCUCUCCAUUCUGAAAACUUAUUUCUAUCCUUUCUUUGCUAUCAUUUAACCAAUUACUGAUCUAUGAGAGACAGAAUUAAGGUUGCCGGGCUGAUCCUAUCUCUGCAUUUCCAUUUAUAAAGUGUGAUCUUACCUUAGUAUUUCCUGUCUAAAUUUGUGUUUUAUGGAAAAUGGCCCUUGAAAGUCUUUUCCCCUGUAAAUUUCAAUAACUAUAAAGAGGGGAGGACACAAAGUUAAGAUCCCAUUUUAAAAAAUCCUCACUACCUUAACACCAGAUGGAUAUAUUUUUUAUUUUUACUAUUUAAUAAUUACUCAGUGAGUCGAGUUUGCAACCUCUGCCAGGAUUCCAGCUAUGGACCUUUCUCAGUCAACUGUAAAAUCUACUCUGCCACAAACUGUUCCGUUUCUGUGCCUGGCCUCCUACUAAUAUUAAUGGGAGUAAUGCAUACCAGUCGUGUGCAGGACAGGGUUCUCAACUGGCUCAAAAUGAUCUCUAGGGGGAAUAGCUGGCAGUUGAAGGGACCUGCAGCAGGUCAGUUUGUUCCAUUAAUUUAUCUGCCUCUUCCCAGAGGCUAAGGUUUUGAUUCCACUUCCUUUUAAAAAUUGGCUUAUUCCCUAGUUAUAGCUUACCCUUAUGCUUCCUCCAUUAAGCAUCUUACCAUUAAUUACAUUUCCAUUUUCUAUAAGGAAGACCAGGCAAAAUUUGGUGACAAAACAACUUCCUUUGAGAGAUCUGCUAUCAGAUACUGAAGAUAUACAGAUCUGAACAGGAUUUUUUUAUUUUAAUAGUGCCUACCUGAUACAUAGCGUUUUUAGUGGAGCAUCUCCUUGAAGGAUCAUUUUGCUAGAUCACCAAAGUUUCUGUAAGAGUGUGGCAUUUAGAGAGCCAACCGAUUGGAGAAAUUCUGUUGAGACGUUGUCCAUCCAAAAGAAUCAAGUUAGUCUUCCACGUAAGCAAUCUUCUCUACCUAUAGUAAACUAAAUGCUGGAGGGGAGUGCAAAUAAUUGUAGGUAAAAACUUGCACGUUUUCUGUGCCUUUUUGCAUUCCACAUAGGUACGUAUCCCCCUUUCAGGUUUCUUCCAAUGAGACAAAUACUCAGUCCCUGCUCUAAAUAUUUGAAACUGGAAAGAUGAGUAACAACAUUCUGUGUUGGUGGGGGUGUGAUUCUAGUAAGUGAUGGCUGAUCGUGUUAUUUUCGUUAUACACAAAUGCGAACGUUUUAAAUAGUACUUUAUUCAAUCGGCAUAAAUGACAGCAUAGUCUAUGUUUAGUUAAUAGUUUUGACCUGGCCAGUGGCACUGUUCUCACAAAACCGCACAGCAGAGCCUUUACCUCGAGCAAAGUGGCUAAGAGAAGCUGGAUCAGUUUGCAUCGGAUUAGCUGUGACCCCUCUUCCCGAAUCGAUCAAAAUAUGCCUAUGAAGAUCCAGUACAACGAGACUUGUUUUACUUCUCUGGCUUAUAAAGGGUAAACUAUUUGUUAUACCUUACCAUUUGCGUCUCCUGUGCUGUAAUGUGUUUGAAAUAUGAUUUGACUAAAUCAUCGAACGGAUCUGUGUUUAAUAGGAUUUUAAUUUUCUUGCCAUUGAUUUUAGAAGUUCAAGAGCAUAACAGAAUGCCCCCCCCCGCGACUUUAAACCGGUUAAAUUUGACUAUCACUUGGCAUCUAAAGCGCUAUUCUGAUGUUAUUCAGAGCAUCAGAUCAAGCUAAAAUAACGUUUUCACAUUUCAUCAUAAAUAUUCUUUACAGAACCGCAAGGACUGCUCAAAUAUCCACAAACACAGGUGUUUAAAUACUCUGGGAGGACAAUGAUUGAUCAUGAAUCUUGCUGCCUGGCUAGAGUAAGAUAAAAGCUCUUGGAAGAACAGCUUUGGAUACCUUUGCAAUGAACAAGUGGGCACGUUUUAAAUACACAUGAAACCCAUAAGAUGAAGAGCGCCCGUUGGAAAGUUAACUGAACCUAACCGGUUUGCUUAAGUUUAUCCUCAAGGAGAAGCAACGCGCCUAACUUCUGAAAAUCCUUAGUUCAGUGUCAGGGCAACACCCAUGCAAAUAGUCUGUGAAACGUGUGCUUUAGAAAGCAACUUUUUUAGUAACAGAACAUCUGCUUCUCUGUCUUCUCCCUGCGUCCGCCCCAGUGCCAAUUCAUAAACGGGGCUGGCUAAGGGCCCCGCAAUAAUGACCGUGGAAUGAGGCAACCCUCCCCCGUAGCACAAGGAGAAAUGGAAGAAUUGCCAUAUGCUUUCUCUUCGUUUCUGGAUGGCUGGGGGUCGGGCUGCAGCUGCUGUCCUUGCUGCUGCUUCUGUUACCAAUGGCAUUCAGACUGACAGCGCUCAGUGCCAAACCAACAACUGUACUCAGGAGCUGCGGAACAAGCCACUGGCAGCGGCCGCGGGAACAGCAGCAGCAGCCAGCGCCGGGACACUCUCCUGGGUCCACCGCGGCCACUGAACGGCGAAGAGCGAAGCUGGGAACGACCUUGCAAGAGACACGUGUGUGUCCGCCGGCUUUGCAGUCCCGGAUCCAUCUCUCCGCCUGUCCCCUUCGCCCUCGGCCACAUGCUGACGGGAUAAGCAUGGAAGCCCUCUCAAAAUCGCCCGGCGAGCAAAGCACUAGCCAAAAGGGGGGAGCGGGAGCGAAGGGCAGCAGAACGAAGCGCCGCCCUGCAGAGCCAUUCACCGCCAAGGACUCGACCUCUGUGGAGAUUCAGGAUUUCCCCGGGGGAAGGGAAGCCAGCCCCCGGACCCUAAAGCUGACUUUGGCAGGGAGCGGAGGAAAAGUGGCCUUUCUCAGCCCUAACAACGGAGCUUGUGAGCUCAGCGCCGUUCGCAGCUCGGAAAGGGGAAAUCCAGCAUCCCUGGCCCGCGAAUCUAAGCCAGGGGCCAGCCCGGGGAGGAAGGGUAAUGAAGCGGAGGGAUGCAGCGCUGGCUCCAACUCGGGAGGCUCGAAUGGAAACACUUCGCCUGGACUCCCCCACAAGCCGCUUUCCCCGAGCGGCUGCGCGGAGUGGUCCUCCUCUUGCCCAUCCCCGGUGAACAAGGCAAGCGCGUUCCCCAAAACGGAUGACACCGUGACCGAGGGCAAAACCUCCUCCUCUUCCUUUGGGUACGAAAGUGACGAGGACGAGGACGCGGACUGCAAAGCAAGCUGCUUGGUUAACCCCAGAGGAGGCAGCCGGGGGCCUUCCCAGCCCACCUACUGCGGCAAGAACAGCCCUGCUAACGAGGAGGCGCAUUACAUUACCACGCACGAAAUCCAGCUCAGCGAGGUGGACCACGACAUGGACUUUGACUUUGGCCUGGCCUCCAGGUGGGACUUUGAGGACAACAAUGUGAUCUACUCCUUCGUGGAUUACGCCUCCUUUGGGAGCGACGAGACCCUCGGGGACACGCAGACGGAAGAGGACAAUAGCUGUUAUCUCAGCACGACCAGCGAUGCCAAUAACCAGACUGACAGCAUCGAGAAUACCAGCAGCACGGAGAUAGUCAGCAUCAACUCUGAAAACGAUACCCCCAGCACAGACAAAUGCGCCAGCUCGGAAGAAAGCCAGUCCAAGAACCCCAGCCACAUGAGUGAGAACCCAGCUGCAGGCCACAUUCUCCUAUCAAUCAAACCGACUUCCAGGGCUAUAAAUGAGCUUAGCAACCUGCCUGAGAAGCAAAACAUUAUUUACGCUGCCAAGCAUGAAGGCGACAUGAGCCUCCGUGUCUCCACAGCUCCCGAACGCAAGACCAGUUUCAAACAAGACGCGAUUCAUGACCAGGCAAAAAAAUUUAUUGCCGUCCCCGCGCGUUUGCAAACGCGGUGUGGAGCCAUAAGGGCGAAGGAAGUGGGGGGAUAUUCCAGCGGUGCCUCCAGCGCGGUCAGCGAGCUGGAUGAUGCGGAUAAAGAAGUGCGAAACCUGACGGCCCGAGCUUUCCGGAGCUUGGCUUACCCCUACUUUGACACGCUGAACUUCAGCUCCAGGGAGUCCUCCGCGUCCCUUUCGGACCAGGCGCUCGGGAUCAACCGAUGGUCCACUUAUUUAGACCUGAAGUGCGGCAAUCUCGGGCAGAAACCGGAGCAGAACCUGUUCAAGAGCAGCGCCGAACCCACCGCCUGGCACAGAAGCGCUGGGGCGAAAACAUGCCGUGACCAGUUCUACAUUCGCUCCAAUAAAUCGCAGACGAAAGCCCUAGAGUUCGUGGUCAGCAAGCUCGAUGGGGAAAUAACCCACGUGGAAACGCCAGCGUGCUUCGAGAAGCGGAUCCAGUCGGGCUCCCGGGUUGUAACUUUGUUGGAGACGCUGAAUUUUAGCAGCAAUAUCAAUGCUGGUGUCCCCAGACCUGCGAAACGUCCUGAACAUGCUGCCGCUGGGGCAGGUUGCGCAGAGGAGCUUCCAGAAACGCUGCCCAGGGAGCCCGGCCAGGAGGCUAGCAAACAAACCGGGCUGGCCGCGGCAGAAGUCCCGGAGGGCACCCCGAAUAAAUCGAAAUUCGCCUCCAGCCUCCUCAAGAACGUCAUCUCGAAGAAAAUGCAGCGGGAGCACGAGUUCAAAAUGGAGAGGGGGGAGAUCACAGACACUUCGUACACAAGGCUGGCCGCGUCCUUGCCUGGCAAGGAGCAGGAGGGCUCGGCCAGGGAGAAGCUGAAAGACGGGGGCAUGCAGAGGCAGAACUCCAGGUAUUCCGAGGGCAGCUCCGACUACACGAUUGUGACAGCAGAGGACCCGGGGGAGUUUUCUGACAGCAAGUCGCCGACCUCCAAGGCGUCUACCCCUCGCCUAGACCGACCCCUUUCGGAAACGCGAUUGGAGGACGCGUGUGAAAUUAAGAAGAGCGCCUCGGAGGCGAUCAAGGCGACCUUCCUCCGCAGCCAGAACAGCGCGUUCAGAUCCUGGAAAGAGAAAGAGGCAGGGAAGAAGAAAGAAGAGCGAGCUCCCAUCGGGAAGCUUCAGUUCUCCUCCGCCAAAUACGACUGGCGGGCCGAUCUGGGGGAGAUCUCAGCCAGCAAGUCCACUAAAAUGUCGCGUCUCUUCGUCCCAAACAUUCAGCGCACCCCCAAGGACAAGCAGCCUGGCCCGCAGGUGACACAGUACUCCACAGCCACCUACGCGGCUCGGGCUGGCACCCCCGUCAAGCCCAGAGCCCCCGAGAUCAAGAUCAGCCUGGGCAGCGUGCAGCCAAGCAAGGAUCACCCCUUUGACCUGGCUAAGCUGCUCACCCCCAAACUAGCCGCUACCGCACCCACCCUUUUCAAGGCAGCGGAGGAGCCCCGAGGCCAGCCGCAGAAGGCAUUCAAAGCGGACGGCCUGGACAAGGUGCCGCAAUUCUUGGUGCGCGAUAUAAGAGACAACAAGCCUAAAGUCCCCGGCCCCCUUCACCAGGUGAGGGACGUCAGGAAACUGAUCAAGAGCGCCUACGGCCACGACUCGGGCGACACCGGCAGCGACCGGAGCAGCGCGCUCUCGGAUCAGGGCAGCGCGGAGCAGAAACCGAGGCAGCCGGCCAUAGCGGGGAUCUCCAGGGCUCCGUCUCCCAUGGUGAUCACCUGCCAGGCGGUCCGUAACAGCAGGGAGGACAAGAGGCCGGGCGAGACGGCGGCCAAAGCCCCAGCAGGGGGCAAGGUGCUGCCUGCCACGCCGGAGGGGACGAUCCUGGUGCACAGGACCUCGGGGAGGCUGCCCGUGGCCACCAUCGCCCCCAACAAGAGCGACCCUCGCUUGCCCGCCGUGCUGCAGAUCGUGUCCAAAGCCUCCGCCCCCUGGCGGCAGCCGCCGCCGCCCCCCGCCGCUCCCGCGCCCGCCCCCCCUGAGAGAGGCAAGGGAGCGGACGAGGAGCCGCGGGGGGAAGCCAAGGCGCCGCCGAGCCGCAACGCGCUGGAGAAGCUGACGGCGGCGGUGCGCAGCAUGGAGGAGCUGUACAGCUUCAGCAAGCGCGAGUGGAAGCGCAAGAGCGACCCGCGGCCCAUCGCCCACAGCCACGUGCUCUCCCUCAUCGCCAGCGAGGAGCGGGGCGGCCGGGCGCCCGCCGAGGAGAGGAGCCCGGCCCCGGCCGCCCCCGAGCGCCAGCCCCUGCCGGGCUCCGGCCCCAAGCCCGACAAGGUCUCGGCCAGGGCGGCCGCGUUCGAGAGCCCGGCGCGGGAACGGGAACGGGAACGGGAACGGCCCGGGCCGCGGGGGGAGGCGGCCGCGGCGGACAGAGCCCCGGGCCCGCAGCCGCCGCGAAGCAGCGUCUUCACCGUCAGCUCCGCGCAGAAGGCGGCGGCCGCCCCGGCCAAGCUGCCCGCCGCGGCCUCGCCGCUCCGCAGCCUGAAGGGCCCGGCCGGGUCGGGGCCGCGCUCCCUCAAGCUCUCCCCGGCCUCGGCCUCGGCCCCCGCCGCCGCCGCCGAAGGGAAGGGGCCCGGCGAGGCCGAGAAGGCCGCGGCCGGGCCCGACUGCGGGAACUACCUGGCCCUGCCGCUCAAGGAGCCGCCGGCCGCGGGAGGGGGCGGCCACCCCCCGGGCCCGCUCUCGGCCUCGGCCGCCGCCGCCGCCCUGCAGCCCUUCAGCGCCGCCAAGAGCCCCAAGCAGCAGCAGCAGCAGCAGCAGCAGCCCGGCCCCGCGGCCGCCCCGGAGCUGCCGCCCGCCGCCAUCUACCAGCAGCCGCUGCCCAUGGCCGCCCUGCACGGGGCGCAGCCCCCGCCGCUGCUCUGCUUCUCGCCGCCCUCGGCCGCCGAGCCCUUCCCGCCCACGCAGCGCAAGGUGCUGCUGGACCUGAGCACCGGGCAGUACUACCUGGUGGACGCGCCCGUGCAGCAGCCCCUCAAGAAGAGGCUCUUUGACCCCGAGACCGGGCAGUACGUGGAGGUGCCCGUGCCCGUGCCCGUGCCCCCGCAGCCGGCCGUGGCGCCGAUGCCCUUCCCCAUCUCCCCGCUAGCGCUCAACCCGGGGGCGUAUGGGGCCACCUACAUGAUCUACCCUGGCUUCCUGCCCACCACCAUGCUGCCAGCGAAUGCCCUGCAGACCCAGCUCUCCCUCCCGGGCAGCGACGUCAGCGCCCCCGCCGAGACUAGCAGCCCAGGGGCAGCGCUGGCGGGGGGAGGAGGAGGAGGAGCAGAGGCCACUUUUGUGGAAAGUCCUUAUUAUAUCGCCACGGGUAAAUCCCAGCCCUCAGGCGCCCCUGCCCAGCUCAGGGGGGCAGAGGGGAAGCCGGUCAUCAGCAUCACAUCCCAGCAAAUGGGGCCAAGGAUAAUUGCCCCGCCCUCCUUUGAUGGUACCACCAUGAGGUUCGUGGUGGAGCACAGAUGAUGAUAAACCAAAGAGGCUGCUGGAACAAGGAAGAAGAAUUAUCCUCCUUUAAUCUGAAACGUGGUAACACUAGGCAUUCAUCCUUAAAAACUGCUUCCACAGUUUCUCUUUUUUUGCUUCAUACAAAACAAGUGUUGCUUGAGUUGCUCCAAACACAAGUGUCACAGAUAGCCCGCAAUAACACUCCAGCGCACAGCACAAUGGCUUAUCAUUUAGGUAGGAAUAGGGAAUCUGAAUUAUGCGAAAUAGGUGUGUGCAGGUGUUUGGGAGUUUCAGUUCUCUAUAUAGUGUUCCCUGAGCAUGCUCUGAGAAAUCCUCUUAUUUCCUUAUAUGACAUGAUAGUCAUAGACCCUACUCUGGAGAUAGGUGUGAUAUAGCUAAUACCUACUGAAGUGUUCUGCAGCUAUUGAAAAGAGUACAUUUCCACAGAAGAAGAAAAAUUCAAGUUAGGAAGCACAGAACCCAGAAGGUUCACACUGCUUUUAUGGAUCAGAAGCGACAUAUGCCUCUUUCAGCUAGUUUGAGCCCUAAAAUCCCCACUUUAAUAAUUACCAGUGAUAUAAUAAUCCCCACUUUAAUAAUUACCAGUGAUAUAAUAAAGGCAGUACAGGAGUAGAUGGUUCUGUCCAAAUCAUUUUGGGCUGUACCUUGCAUUCUUUACUCUGGCAAAACUGCCAGUGAAGUCAAUGGGAGUUUUCAGUGAAUAAGAACCUAAACUUUAUAUAAAAAUGUUGAGACUAAUAUGAAAGUUUUAAAAAUGACCUUUCUUGAAGUAAAAACAAACAAGCAAAAAACCUGCUUAAAUAAUGUUUUAUUUUAAUACAUUUGUCUAUUUGAGUGUUUGUCACAUUUAAGGAAAAUCUUAGGAUUUAAUUUACAGUUUUAUUUCCACUGAUGAGGUAUAAAAUAUAAAAAAAAUCAGCUACAAUUGUCUUGAAGUACACAUGUGAUUUUAUUUCACCAGAAUUUAUUUGUUUGCAGGCACAAAUUGAAAUUAUCCUCAGGAUGAAAUGCACUGCAAGUAUACAGAUAGUGAGUGAUUUAACAUAUGCUGUUCUCAUUUACCUACAUCAUUGUGGAAAUCAGGUGAAAGAAAUAAUGUUUUAACACUUUAAGAAUUUCCAAGUGCACAGCUAGAAUAUAUAGCAUGUAAAGUUCAUCCCUGUGUUCCUCAAUAAUACUGCCUAGAUUUAUAAGCUUUACAUUUUUAUCAGAAUUUUGCUUUUCUGUUCAAGUGCCUCUUAAAGAAAUUGAAUGCAUCUUUGCUGUUUUCAUAAAUGAUAAUGAUAAAAGUCUAUAUAUGGUACAAAUAGGAUUUCUGUGUUAUAUGAAACAGACAGUACUUCAGACUGCAGGACAGUAUAGAUACCAAAGUAGAUUGACCAUAGUCACACAAAUAUGUGUAUGGUACACUAUAAUACUAGCAUCUGCAUUUAAAAAUAUUAGCGACAUCAUACCUUUUUCUAUAACGGUGCUCAGAGAGGAGUUUCACAUUACAGUUUACAAGACGUAGGUUUGCACACACAAAACUCUUAGGGUUUACAGUUUUGCCCUGUGUACUUGAAAGAAAAAAAAGGUGCCCUGUAUUUCAACAUAUGUUGUUGGAAAAAAAAUAUUUGUAGUAAUUGUUUUUGUUAAACUGCCUGUAAAAAAUUAAAGCAGUAACAUGAAUCAGUAUCAACAAUUAUCUGUUUUCUCAGGGGAAAUCUCUUCAGUAGAAUGUUUGACAUUAAGAUUGAAACAGUGUUUGCUUAAUUUUGUCUGUUUAAUACUAAACAGACUACAUGUUUGCUUAAAGGGUCAGUUAUGCGAGGUGUUGUAUGCUUUGGUCCUGAUCCAGCAAAGCACUUGAGUAUGUCCUUACCCUUAAGCACUUGACGAGCUCCACUGACUUCAGUGGAACUACUGACAUGUUUAAAGUUAAGCAUGUGCUUCAGUGCUUUGCCUCGUAGGAGCCAGAACUCUCAGCAUCCUGCCAGAUGGAGCCCCAGAUCCUUAACAUUAUCUGUAUACAAGUAGUAUUCCAGGCUUGAGUCUAACAUGAAAUAUACAGGCAUACAUUGCUGCAAAGAAUAGCUAGAAAAAUCUUGCAAUGUGGUGCUUAUGCAUGCAUACCCAAUGGUGAAUUUAUCAAGCUAAUGUGGUUAUGUAUAACCACAUAUCUUGGAUUAGAAUCAAGCCCUCUGCGUCAGGGUUCACAAGCUGCUAGUAUUGUAUGUUUCAUAUUGUGGUCAUAGUCCCUUAUGGGUGAAAUUCACCCCCUGUAGAGAAUCAGCACAAAACCCAGGCACUGCUCAAGUUCACAUAAGCUCUGUGGGCCCGAUCCAAAGCCCUCUGACGUCAACAUAAAAAGUCCUGUUGAUUUCAGUGGAUUUUGAAUCACGUCCUGCUUGAAGGCUUAAAUGGGACUCGAGAGGCAUAGACCUUGUGUUAAUCUGCAGCGCAGGGGGGGUAAAUUUCACUCUCUUAGAAUUAUUGAUAUAUAUUCCCUUUGGUGAAUAAUUAAUUUAAAAUAUAUUUAUGGGUUGUGUGUUUAUUUCUGUCUGCAUUUGAAGAUGAGUUUACUAUGUAGUGGUGAUGGCCAAAGUGUCAUUCCUUUUCUUAGAAGUUACCAUAAACUCGUGGCUACCUGAGAAUGCAUACAAUACUUUAAAACAUGCUUGAUGUGGAAGAUGAUCCUUUUUUUUUUUUUUUUUUGCGGGGGGGAGGGGGAAGAUGCAUCAGUAUUAAGACAUUGAACAGCACAAAUAUGAAGUAAAGACAAUGAUUGUUGAAGAGAAUGUGAGUGGUAUGUUUGAUUAGAUCAUAGUGGGUUACACUAAAUGAUAAAGUCAGAGUGUUGUGAAGGUUUUGUAAUGACAAUGGAUUACUGCCAGUGGAAAAAGAGAAGAUGUAUAAAUGGAGAGAAUUUGACUCUUUAAAUUGCUUUCAACCUAGACAACAUUGUGGCAAGUUCCUAGCUGAAGUCUGAAGUGAUCACGUUACAGAAUGCUGUGAGCUUGGAAUUUAAGGACAAAAAAUACAACAAAACAGCUCUGAGAAUUGCACUAACUGUGUGUUGCACAAAGAGAAAAUUUCAUUAGAUGUGAAUCAUGUGAGAAUGGAUUGUUUGAAACCGUUGAAUACCAAAGUUUGUAAUUCAUUGGCAAGCGUAUGUUUUUUUUUGAAUGUUAUGACAAAUGAAAUGUAUUUUCCAGUAAAAGACACACUGCAAACAA
Dermochelys coriacea (leatherback sea turtle) is the source of this 12064-nucleotide messenger RNA. It is a transcript of the gene C4H4orf54, whose product is annotated as chromosome 4 C4orf54 homolog. The coding region runs from base 3891 to 8846 and encodes 1651 amino acids. The transcript has 3 exons. Lineage: Eukaryota; Metazoa; Chordata; Testudines; Dermochelyidae. The record is from RefSeq and is a predicted model, not a curated record.